Messenger RNA from Paramacrobiotus metropolitanus, 1878 nucleotides. RefSeq lists its product as uncharacterized. The record is from RefSeq and is a predicted model, not a curated record. The transcript is spliced from 9 exons. Bases 188 to 1555 code for a protein of 455 amino acids. NCBI's taxonomy places the organism in Eukaryota, Metazoa, Tardigrada, Eutardigrada, Parachela, Macrobiotidae.
CUUAUUUGCUCACCUACAAAGCUGAAUAUUUCAAAAUUAAGAUUCACGUUACUACAGUACUUAUCACUUAUCGUGACUUACGUAACUUUUCAGAACUUAUCAUUUAAGUCUGCAAUUCUGCUCGUACGGAAGUUGUAGUAUCAUUGUUUUGUUUUCUUCAGAGUCAACACAAACAUUUACGGACGCCAUGUCCGAGACGACUGUGUUACCAUCUUCCGAGAAUGAUUAUGAUAAGGAAAUCGCAGAAAACUUGCCGACCUGCAUUUCGCCUUCCAUCGACCGUAUAUCUGACAGCGAUUAUGGUUCGUCAUCAGCCAAAUCAUCGCCAGAGGCAGCUACCAGCCGUUUGAGCCAACAUCCUUUGCAGAGUGUUAAGAAAGAGAAGCCACAAUCGAAAGUACACUGGAAUCAUAAGGAGCACACUGAUAACGUCUUGCCAGCUCCGGUGCAGAAAUUCUGUGCAGCGUUGAAUAGACCCGACGACAGGACCAGAAGGCUGGCGAUCAGCAUCCCCGACAAGAUCGUCAUUCGCAAAUCGGAAAAAACUGGCAUCAGUCACGUGCUGGUGAUGGGUACCGUUGAUUUCAUCCUAGAUCCACUGGCGUGCCCGUUCGCCAAGCAGACGGAGGCUUGCAAGGGCUUCUUCGCGACGGCCCCGCACUUCCUUGAGGCGCAUCUGGAGGCCAAGCACGCGCUCAAGAACGUUAUCCUCAACUUUGUGUGCCCCUGUCCGGCCAAGUGCAACGACGGCCACAGCUGCCCCGAGGUGCGCUUCGAUCCCGGCGACAUGCACAUGUUGGCGCAUCUGCGCAGCUGCCACAGGAAGUACUACGAGGUUAUGCGUUUGGCCUUGCUGUCGGCUGAACCAGAACCCGGCCUGGAUCCGCAGCGAGCACAGAAGCGUCUCUACUUCCGACAGCACGCCCGUCGCCUCUACUUUCCGGCGUGGACGCACGACAAGGACCGGCUGUUUCCCAGUCAGAUCAUUCCCGACAAGAUCGUCAUUCCCGCGGAAAUCGACCAGAACGGUGUAAUAAAGUACACCUGCAAAAUCGAUCCCUGCAGCCGCACUCCUAUCGGCGAUGGCGGCCCGUACGCUGCUUUUGACCUACACAUGCACAUGUUGACAGAGCACGGAAAACAAUACGACAUGUUCACCAGCUUCUUCCACGAAUGCCCGGGUUGCGGAAGGUUGAUAAAUGCUGUCGACAAACAACUGGAAUCUCACGUGAAAGCGAUGCACGAAGAGCUAUUGCGGAAAGGAAGAGACUGCAUCAAGUACUCUGAGCAGGCCAUGAAGAAUCUGAAAGCGCUGGAAGACCGAAUUCCCGCCGCCGUUAUCGGUGAGGCCAUCACCAACGGCUUGCAACCGAGCGACGGCAGCAAAGGAACCGCGAAAAUGUACCUGCAGCGUUAUACCUGUCCUAUGAAGCCGUGCGACAAAGUGUUCCUGGGGGACGGGUGCGAGCGCGACUACAUGGUCUGGCACAUCCGGGCCGAUCAUCGGGAUGACUGGAAUGUGGCCACGGAUGCGCUUGUGAAGGCUCCAAAGUGAUUCCCCGUGCUGGCUCAUCUGUGCUUCCGGAUAUACAACACCAUCUGGUCGUGAAUAUGUUUUCUGGACCAAGAACGUGCUUUGCCGAGUUAUCCUUAUUUAGCUUUUCUGGUUUUUUAUUUCAACAGGAUAGGCGGCCCUUCGCCGAUCAGGGAACGCGGUUAGUUUCUCGCUGUCCAUUUAUUUGCCAGACGGCUCGUGCAAGUUCUUCACAUUUUCGUUUUUUUCUAGCUGAUCUCUCGCUCACUGUUUCUAUAAUGUUAAAGAAAGCACUGGAGUGAACAGGCUUAGAGGUAGUGCACAGGAAAAAUUGUUUGCAACUA